CGGCGCCUCACUCAAAUGGUAUUUUGAGCAUAUUCAUUAAAGCGGCUUCUUUUCACAUAUUGCACCUACUAUGCCCAGCAAUAAUCCCUGUUAUGUUAAAAAUAAGGUGUAUACGUUCUUGAAAAAGCUGCUGCAGUGACUGCAGUGGGGCUUGUUUUCAGGCUUCUUUCAUCCACAUGUUGAUUGCUUGACCAAAGGAUGUCUCGUCCUGCUCCAUCCCCCAUUUACACCCUGAGGGGGGCGGGUGGUCCCCUUAACACACUCCACUUUAGCUGCCAUGGAGAUGUCACUCCUCUCCUGUUUUCUGGGACAGGAAAGGGGAACAUCCAUGUCUGGAACCUGAACAGCAGGAGGGCAGAGAAGAUCAUAGAAGGUCAUUCUGGUAACUCUGUCAUCUGGGUGAGCACACUGCAGUCAGCAGAUACAAUCAUCAGUCAGGGCCGGGACAUGCAGGUCUGCCGGUGGGAUGUGAGCGAAGGUCGCAGUGAGCUGGUGGAGUCUGUGUGGACCGGCUGUGUGGGAUUCUGUCAGUGCUCCCUGCUGGAGACAAGCUCUGCAAACCACCUUCUGGCCUAUGCUGGGGAACAGAUGGAGGAGGUCAAGAUUAUCGAGCUUCCUGGUAAGACCGCAGUCUGCACACUUGUACCAGAAGAGAAGCUGGGGAUGGUCAUGUGUCUAAAACUGUGGCAGCCAGACUCGGGGCCCGGGCCUCUCCUGUUAGCUGGAUACGAGGAUGGUUCUCUGUUGCUGUGGGACGUAACCCAGAGGUCCAAGUUGAGCCAAGUCAAAGCCCACUCUGAGCCUGUCAUGUGCCUGACCUUUGACACCACAAGUCUGAGGGGCGUAUCGGGCUCCUCUGAGAAGACACUUUCCUCCUGGAUGCUGGAUGAGCAGAGCAACCUGCAGCUGCAGGACUGUGUGACGCUGGUCAACCCCGGGGUGUCCCAGCUGUGCAUCCGGAAGGAUCGUAAACUUCUGGCAUCAGCAGGCUGGGACCACCGAGUAAGAGUGUUUGGCUGGAAGAAGCUCCGACCGCUGGCAGUACUACAGUACCACACCGACAUGGUGCUCAGUGUGGCCUUCUCUGACCACCAGGACCCCAGACAGAGAGUGCUGGCUGCUGGAUCGAAGGACCAGCGAAUCAGCCUGUGGUCAAUUUACAACGAGGGAGCGGACACGGCCUGAGUCACCGAGCUCGGAGUGGAUAUAGAGAUUUGUGAUCAAUACUUUAACAGUCAUCUGUACUGAUAUAAUAAGGCACCAGUUUGUGCUUUUCAUGUACUGCAAUUACAGUUGAGCCACAAAGCUAAAACGUUCUCAGGAUACUUUAGAAGAAUUCCUAAUAAAUCUCAAUAAUGACAAUUUAAAGAAAAAAAAUCCUCUUCAUGGUAUAAAGUUGCAGUAAGUUGGAGUGUGGCAGCAAAUACAUGAUCAGAAUUGAUUUCCAUGUUCAGUUUUUACAAGAUGGACUAAGUGAAAAGUCAUAUUGAUAAAUAUGGAUGCCCCCCUUUUAUAUUUUUAUACUUAAAAUGUAAUAUGGAGAUGAAUACAGUGUGUUAUGUUUUAUUUAUCUCUUUGUGAAUAGUGAGGAACCAG
Archocentrus centrarchus (flier cichlid) is the source of this 1596-nucleotide messenger RNA. It is a transcript of the gene gnb1l, whose product is annotated as guanine nucleotide binding protein (G protein), beta polypeptide 1-like. Gene Ontology annotation, molecular function: protein binding. NCBI's taxonomy places the organism in Eukaryota, Metazoa, Chordata, Actinopteri, Cichliformes, Cichlidae. The transcript is spliced from 7 exons. Bases 199 to 1185 code for a protein of 328 amino acids. The record is from RefSeq and is a predicted model, not a curated record.